Molecule: messenger RNA, 3122 nt
Organism: Seriola dumerili (greater amberjack)
Lineage: Eukaryota; Metazoa; Chordata; Actinopteri; Carangiformes; Carangidae
Product: sorting nexin-14-like
Exons: 30
Coding region: 178-2997 (939 amino acids)
Biological process (GO): autophagosome maturation
Cellular component (GO): late endosome
Molecular function (GO): phosphatidylinositol-3,5-bisphosphate binding
Source: RefSeq, a predicted model, not a curated record
GAAGUCGGUUGGGACUUUCAAAAAAUGGAAAACAUGAAGUAAAAACUUUCGCAAUUGAAGAAAGUAACUUGAAUUCAGGACUGGUCUGGCCACCAGCCGAAGACUACACCUAUGGAUAAGAUGUGUUUUAUUAUAUGAAGAAGCUCGUCGAUAGUAUUGUCGCUCUCCGCUGAAAGGAUGGCAGGUAUUUUAACGUAUGUGGAGGAUUUGAAGCGGGGACUGAAGAUCGACGUGCUGAGAGAAGCUGGACGGCAGUACCCGGUCUUCUGCUUCCUGCUGCUGUGCAUGCUCUCUCUGACUGUGCUGCUCAACAGGUAUAUCCACAUCCUGAUGGUCUUCUGGUCUUUCCUGGCUGGUGUCAUCACUUUCUACUGCUCCCUCGGACCAGAGUCUCUUCUCCCAAACAUCCUCUUCACCAUAAAGCCAAGAAGUAAACAGCAGGAGCAGGAGCAGGAGCUGUUUCCUCUGGGCAACAGCUGUGCUGUGUGUGGGAAGGUCAAGUGCAAACGUCACCGGCCGACGCUGCUCCUUGAAAAUUACCAGCCAUGGUUGGAGCUGAAGGUUAAUUCAAAAGUGGACGCUUCAGUAGCAGAGGUGUUCGAGUUAGUGCUGGAGAACUUUGUCUACCCCUGGUACAGGGACAUCACAGAUGACGAAGCAUGUGUUGACGAACUGAGGAUGACCUUUCGCUUCUUCGCUUCAGUGCUCGUCCGCCGAGCUCAGAAGGUUGACAUCCCCGCUGUGUUUGCAGACAAAGUGAUGAAAGCUGCAAUGAAGCACAUUGAAAUUAUUGAAAAAGCUCGAGAAAAAGUGAACAGUGUGGAGGGUUUACAGCAGGCAGCUCUGGAUGAAUACGGCCCCGAUCUUCACACUGCUCUGCGCAGCCGGAAAGACGAGCUGUUCUAUCUGAGGAAGCUGACUGAGAUGCUGUUUCCCUACGUCAUGCCUCCCAAAGCCACAGACUGCAGGUCUCUGGCUCUGUUGCUGCGGGAGGUGAUGGCCGGAUCUGUCAUCCUACCAACCAUGGACUUCAUGGCUGACCCUGAUACUGUGAACCUCAUGGUGCUCAUAUUUGUUGAUGACACUCCACCAGAACCAGCCACAGAACCUCCGUCUGCCCUGGUUCCAUUUUUACAGAAGUUCGCCGACGUCAGCAACAAAAAGCCGUCGGUGCUGAAGAUGGAGCUGAGGGAGAUCAGGAAUCAGCAGGAUCUCCUCUUUCGCUUCAUAAACUUCCUGAAGCAGGAAGGAGCUGUGCAUGUGCUGCAGUUCUGCCUCGCUGUGGAGGAGUUCAACGAUAAGAUCCUGAGUCCGGAGCUCAGUGACUCCGAGCUGCAGCGUUUGCACGGCGAGGUGCUGCACAUCUACGAGACCUACUGCCUGGACGAAAGCAUCGACAAGAUCAGCUUCGACCCGUUCAUCGUGGAGGAGAUAAAGAACAUUGCUAAAGGUCCGUACGGUGGUGUGGUGAAGCUGCAGACCAUGCGCUGCCUGUUUGAGGCGUAUGAACACGUGCUGUCUCUGCUGGAGAGAGUCUUCACCCCCAUGUUCUGCCACAGCGAUGAAUACUUCAGGCACCUGCUGAGAGGAGCCGAGUCUCUGACGAGGAACUCAAGAAUCAACAGAAAUAGCUUCAGUUUGGAAGAAAACAGAAACACGUCAAAGCGAGGGGAGUCGUUCGGCAUCAGCAGAAUUGGCAGCAAAAUCAAAGGUGUGUUCAAGAGCACGACCAUGGAGGGUGCCAUGCUGCCGCCCAGCGCCAUGAACGAGAUUGAUGACGAUCUGGUGGAGGAGGCCACCGUCGUGAUGGAGGACGAUUCCCCCGCCGAGCCGGCCGGCACACCGGGCACCCAGAGGAACCUGUCGGCCUGGAUCAUCACCAUCCCCUACAUCGACAUCUAUGACGACGAGGUCAAGAGGGAGAGGAUCCCCGUCUUCUGCAUCGAUGUGGAACGCAAUGAUAGGAAGGAAGUAGUCGGUCAUGAAACGGAGAAGUGGUCGGUCUACAGAAGGUACAUGGAGUUCUACGUACUAGAAUCCAAACUCACUGAAUUCCACGGCACAUUUGCAGAUGCACAGCUUCCAUCCAAAAGAAUCAUCGGACCAAAGAAUUAUGAAUUCCUCUCAUCAAAAAGGGAAGAGUUUGAGGAAUAUUUGCAGAGGCUCCUGCAGCAUCCAGAGCUCAGUAACAGUCAGCUGCUGGCAGACUUCCUGUCUCCUUAUAGCAUGGAGUCUCAGUUCCUGGACAGGAUGCUGCCUGAUGUCAACCUUGGGAAAAUUUUCAAGUCUGUACCGGGGAAGCUGAUAAAGGAGAGAGGACAGAACCUGGAGCCUUUCAUCCAGUCAUUCUUCAACUCCUGCGAGUCGCCCAAACCCAAACCCAGCCGGCCGGAGCUGACCAUCCUCAGCCCCACGGCAGAGAACAACAAGAAGCUCUUCAGCAGCCUGUUCAAGAACAACGCAAACCUGUCAGAGAGUUCGGAGAGGAGAGCCAACCCCAACUACUUCAUGGAGCUGCUCACUGUUCAUGGCAUGUAUGACUACAUGAUGUACGUCGGUCGAGUGGUGUUCCACAUGCCCGACUGGCUGCAUCACAUUCUGGCCGCCGGGAGAAUCCUGUUCAAGAACACGUUCGAGGCCUACAUGGACCAGUACAUGCAGUCCAAACUGCAGCAGAUCCUCCAGGAGCACCGCAUGGUGUCCCUCAUCACACAGCUCAGAGACGCUGUGUUCUGUGAGGACAGCGAGGAGCGAACCACCGAGGACAAACAAGUCAGAGCCAAGCAGACGUUCGAGGAGAUGAUGAAGUAUUUACCAGACUUUGUGGGAAAGUGCAUCGGCGAGGAGGCGAAGUACGAAGGUAUCCGGCUGCUCUUUGACGGUUUCCAGCAGCCGCUCCUCAACAAGCAGAUGACGUACGUCCUGCUGGACAUCGCGGUGCAGGAGCUGUUUCCUGAACUCAGCAAGCAGGGAAUGAAGGAGACGACCUUCAUGUGAAGUCAACACUGAAUCCACAUCCUGGACGAUGGACGUGCAAUACACAACGAUUUCCGACACCUCUGGAAACACCUCUACAUUCCAAUGUUUAUUAAUGCACAAAUAAAGAUAUAUAUUUAUUGAUG